Messenger RNA from Schistocerca piceifrons (Central American locust), 3311 nucleotides. Its product is annotated as probable ATP-dependent RNA helicase DDX23. The record is from RefSeq and is a predicted model, not a curated record. Gene Ontology annotation, molecular function: RNA binding; RNA helicase activity; ATP binding. Bases 186 to 2627 code for a protein of 813 amino acids. Gene Ontology annotation, biological process: mRNA splicing, via spliceosome. The transcript has a single exon. Gene Ontology annotation, cellular component: catalytic step 2 spliceosome. NCBI's taxonomy places the organism in Eukaryota, Metazoa, Arthropoda, Insecta, Orthoptera, Acrididae.
UGGUAAAGUUAGUUUGUUGUGUUCUUGAAUGUGGUGUUGUUAAAUAUGUUGGUGAGCAUAGGACAUGUAAUGUGAUAGUGUUGUUCAAUGAUGUUGCUGUAUAUCCGCUAACAUGUGAUAAGCCUCAAGGGGACUUCGAUUUUUUUCGUGAUUUUAAGUGCAUUGGAUUUAUACAUUACUGUGCAAUGGUGUACGAUAGAGACAGGCGACGCAGGAGUCGAAGUCGUGACAGAACUGAAAAAGAUAGAGAACGGCGUAGCCGUAGCCGUGAGAGGAAAGAUAAAGACAGGGAACGUAGAAGUCGCAGUCUCGAUAGGUUAGACAAGGAUCGAGACAGAUUAAAAGAAAAGGACCGUGCAAAAGACAGGGCAAGAGAGAGAGAACGCGACAAGGAUAAGGGCUAUGUAAAAGAUAAGGAUAGAGAUAGAAAGGAGAGAACCAAGAAAUCGAGAAGUUUAUCACCUGACAGACUGAAAGAUCGAGCAAAACGACGACCGGACAAAGAUCGGUCAGCUACAGAGAAAGAUGGUGAUGACUCCAAACUUAAAGAAGAAGAUGAGGAAGGAUCACACGAACAUGAUGCGAAGAAGGAGCCAUUGUCGCUGGAAGAGUUGUUAUCCAAAAAGAAGGCCGAGGAGGAAGCAAGAAGCAAGCCAAAAUUUCUAACGAAAGAAGAGAGAGCCAUGGAAGCCCUAAGAAGAAGACAAGAAGAAGUGGAUUCAAUCAAGAAAAAACUUGAGGAGGAGCGAAAAAAACGCAUGGAAUUUGGCAAAGAAGCUGUAAAGUCGUUUGAGACUCAACGAAAAGACAAAGAUUCAGAUAGAUCCAAGGAUUAUAGACGACAUGAACCUGUAAAAAAAGAUAAAGAAGAAGACACGCAGUAUAAUAAAGACAAAGAGAAAGAGGUCGAAGCCAUCAAGGAACGUUAUCUUGGUCUAAUCAAGAAAAAACGACGAGUCAGGAGACUUAAUGAUCGGAAGUUUGUGUUUGAUUGGGAUGCAUCAGAAGACACAUCAGUGGACUACAAUCCCUUGUACAAAGAACGUCAUCAAGUUCAGUUUUUUGGACGUGGAAAUUUAGCUGGAAUUGACAUAAAGGCGCAGAAGCGCGACCAGUCCAAGUUUUACGGAGAACUUUUGGAAAAACGCAGGACAGAAGCAGAAAAAGAGCAAGAAAAAAUAAGAUUGAAAAAAUUGCGAAAGAAGGAAGAGAAACAGAAGUGGGAUGACCGUCAUUGGUCCGAAAAAUCGCAAGACGAAAUGACAGAGAGAGACUGGCGAAUAUUUAGAGAGGACUAUAACAUUACUAUCAAAGGUGGUCAUAUCCCAGAUCCUAUUAGAACUUGGAAGGAAUCAGGAAUUCCCAAUGAAAUACUUCAAAUUAUUGAGAAAGUUGGUUAUAAUGAGCCAACACCUAUCCAGAGGCAGGCAAUUCCCAUUGGCUUGCAGAACCGUGAUAUUAUAGGUGUUGCAGAAACAGGUUCUGGUAAAACAUUGGCCUUCCUCAUACCACUGUUGAUGUGGAUACAGUCUCUGCCAAAAAUUGAGAGAGUGGAAGAUGCUGAUCAAGGACCAUACUCAAUUAUAUUGGCACCCACCCGUGAGUUGGCCCAACAGAUUGAGGAGGAAACUAACAAAUUUGGCCAGCCAUUAGGUAUACGUACAGUAGUUGUUGUUGGUGGUUUGUCAAGAGAGGAACAAGGUUUCAGAUUGAGAAUGGGGUGUGAAAUAGUGAUUGCCACUCCUGGACGUCUUAUAGAUGUUUUGGAGAACAGGUAUUUAGUCUUGAAUCAGUGUACCUAUAUUGUUUUAGAUGAAGCUGAUCGAAUGAUUGACAUGGGUUUUGAACCAGAUGUCCAGAAAAUCCUAGAUUACAUGCCUGUGACAAAUCUGAAACCUGAUACAGAAGAUGCUGAGGAUGAAACAAAGCUUCUGGCUAACUAUAACACAAAAAAGAAAUACAGGCAGACUGUUAUGUUUACAGCUACAAUGCCGCCUGCCGUAGAGAGAUUGGCACGGACUUAUUUGAGGAGGCCUGCAGUUGUAUAUAUUGGAUCUGCAGGCAAGCCAACUGAAAGAGUGGAACAGGUUGUGUAUAUACUUCAAGAAAACGAUAAACGCCGCAAGUUGCUAGAGAUACUGGAACGUGGUGUAACUCCACCAGUUAUCAUUUUUGUCAACCAGAAGAAGGGUGCUGAUGUUCUGGCGAAAGGUCUUGAGAAAUUGGGAUACAGUGCUUGUACUCUUCAUGGAGGCAAAGGACAAGAACAACGUGAAUAUGCAUUAGCUAGCCUUAAGAGUGGCACAAAAGACAUUCUUGUUGCGACUAAUGUUGCAGGAAGAGGUAUUGAUAUAAAGGAUGUAUCAAUGGUUAUAAAUUACGACAUGGCAAAAAGUAUUGAAGAGUAUACCCACAGAAUUGGCAGAACAGGUCGUGCUGGAAAACAUGGUAUGGCUAUAUCAUUCUGCACCAAGGAUGAUUCUGAUCUGUUUUAUGAUCUCAAACAGACUAUAUUGUCAAGUCCAAUAUCCACGUGCCCACCAGAAUUGUUAAACCAUCCAGAUGCACAACACAAACCGGGCACUGUAGUUACAAAGAAACGAAGAGAAGAAAAAAUAUUUGCAUAAUUAUGUGUGAACUACUGUGUUGUUGUGUGUGUUUGCUACAAAGUAAGUGUCAAUGUUGUAGUGUACAAAACCUCUGUUGUAUAAUAAUUUUGUGUGUGUGUUGGGCACUACAGCUGAAAUGACACUGUUGUACAAAACAUCUGUUGUAUAAUAAUUUUGUAUCAUUUAUUUUUUUGUUUUCAGCGGACACUUGAUGUUUAUUGUUUUGUGAUUCCUUACUAAAUUUAAAAAGUACUGAAGUUACAUAUUAUGGAAAAUAUUUUUGUAUAUCUUCGAAUGGCAUUUGGUAGUUAUGAUGAAUGCUGUUCUUUGUGGUGUGUUUACAAUUUAUUCUUGAUAUUCAUGUAAUGACAACAUUGUGCAACCAAAUUUAAGUGUAAGGAGAAAUGACAGGGGUUAAUGAUUCAUAGUGAUAUACGUUUUAAGUUUAACAACACUCAGUUAAUGUGCGUGCGAACAAAAAGGGGAAAAUGCCUGGCUGCUCUUAAUAAGUUGAUAGUUAUCCAUAGUAUCAGAGGGACAAGUUCUUUGUGACUACCAAGUUUUGAUAUUUCUUCAUUUAUGUUAAAUAUAUUUCCAGUCUUCAUAACUGUUCUACUGCACUAUUUUAUUUUUGUUUCAUAAAGUUCUGUGGAUUUCUUUUUUUGUUUUUCAUUGCAAAUAAAAUGCACAACUUUUCUGGAU